AUGAUUGUACAUGGAGCUAAUGAUCCGCGAGUUAAACAAGCUGAAUCCGAUCAAUUUGUUGCUGCUUUAAUGAAAAAUCAUAUUCCAGUUACUUAUAUUGUAUUCCCAGAUGAAGGACAUGGACCUAGAAAACCACACAAUACUCUUGCAAUGGCUGGUUUUAUUGAAGAAUUUUUACAUAAAUGUUUACACGGAGAUGUUGAACCCUUCCAUUUGGGUAAUCUACAAACAUUUAUCCUCUCAAUACUUAAAUAUUUUUAA
Messenger RNA from Meloidogyne enterolobii, 261 nucleotides. The record is from the annotation of a GenBank genome assembly. Lineage: Eukaryota; Metazoa; Nematoda; Chromadorea; Rhabditida; Meloidogynidae.